Molecule: messenger RNA, 2127 nt
Organism: Heterostelium album PN500
Lineage: Eukaryota; Evosea; Eumycetozoa; Acytosteliales; Acytosteliaceae
Exons: 2
Coding region: 1-2127 (708 amino acids)
Source: RefSeq, a predicted model, not a curated record
AUGGAAUCUAUUUUCGAUCAAGUUCAAAUAAUAAAAAGAAAAUCAGAGGAUGAUCAAGAUAGAUUGAAAAAACAAAGAAUGGAAGUGGUUGAAAAUGAAUAUGAUUGUCAACCAAUUCAAAAGGUUUUGAUGAAUAAAAAUCUUUUGUCUAUCAUUUUGGAUUUCACAAGAUUCAUUCUUCCACCAUUCAAAGAUCGAUUUAUUAAAAUCAAAAUAGGUCUCGAUCCACCACUUCCUGCACCCACCUAUUUUCUUUGUCCAAAGCCAAUUAAACGAAAAGCAAAAUCACCAAUCUAUUUUCGAUAUCUGAAUCUAUAUAGAACACCUUAUGAUAUCAUCUUUAUGUUAUACAACAAAAUGUUUGCAGCAGUUCGAAAAUAUAUAGAGGAUGAUAAUUUGUUAACAUUUCGUAGUAAAUUAUUCUACAAGACCGAUAUUCCACUGGAUAUUUUCAAAAUUCUUUAUCAAAGAUUAACCGAUGAUUUCGAAGAGAAUGGCAAGAAUGAGGUAAUCAGAAAACUAUUAAAGAAGAAAUUUGAUAAGGAUUUCAUAAUCUUUUGUCUUAGCACAUACACCCCUACCAACUAUUCCUUUAAAAUGGCGAAUCUACUAAUGGCUCUCGAUUAUGGCAGUGUGGAAUUGAUACAAUCAUUUUUCAAAUUUCCGAUGGACGAAACUGACAAUGAUUUUCACCCAAUACAACUUUUACAGAGAGCCUUCAAAUAUGGAUUGGAGAUGUUUAUUCUUUUGGAAUCUAGGUAUAGAGAGCGAUUUCUUUCGUCAGUAACGAAUCAAUUAUACAACACCUUGUUGUUUCUGGUCUAUAGUUAUGAUAUCAAAGUGAUUGAUUACUUUUUCGAAAAUUAUCAACUUACUAUCGACGUAUCUAUGUUGGAAAAGAUAUUCUAUUGUAUCAAUGUAGAGAGAUCUGCAGAGACACAACAAAUCCUUAAUAUUUUCCAAUCUCAUUGUAUUGAUUACAAAAAACCAGUUUCUAUCGAUAAUGAUUCGAGAAGUUGUGAUGGAAUGGAUGAAGAAGGAAAAGAAAAUUCAGAGUUGCCAAUGAAUCAUUUCGAGUUCAAUCCAAAUACACUCAGCAAUCAAGAUAAAUCUAUUCAGGACAUUGUAUUGAACCAAGUAGGAAACAAUUUACCUUUCAUUAGUGAUUUUACCGAUAUGGAAUUAUUUAUGAAAACUCAUUAUCAAUUUGUCUUGGAAGGCCAUUGCCCAUUUCUUCCAGAAAAAGAGUGGCAACUUCCAAUCAUUAAAUAUCUUGUCGAUAGUAAAGUCCACUCGAAAAACAACUCAACGAUGAUUGAAUCAGAGUUAAGACCACAUCUGUUGUCAACCACGAUAUUCGCAAUCCGGAAGGGUUUCUCUGAAAUGGUUGAAUAUAUGGUUACGGAGACACUGGCAAGAAAUCCGAAAAACAUUGGAUUCAGCAUUAGAAACAACAUACGGGAAUUCAUUCAAGAAGCAAUCUAUUAUUGUCACUACGAGAUGGCCAAGUAUUUGAUUUCGGUUGCCAAGAAACUAUCUUUGAAGAAUACCAUCAAUUUCGAAGUCUUUCAAGCAGUGCAUGAUACAUCGGAUCCAGAUGCAUUCGAAUUGUUGAUCAAAAACCGAAAGUUGGGAAUAAAAGAAAUCAUACGUCGGGCAAUACGACUCAAUCGAUAUUAUUUUGUUGGCGAAAUCUUUGGAAAUCCGAGAUUCAGUCAGUACCUUGCCAGAUUUGAGCAAUACAUUCCGAGGAUGGCAACAUUAAUAGCCAAAUGUGAUUAUAUAGAAAUGGCAGAACACUAUAUCAACACGCCCACCACUAACGAAAAGAAAAGAUUGUUCAUUUACAAAAUUCAAAGAAGACUUCGAGAGAAUGGUGAUUGGUGGAGCGAAGAUUUAUUUCAUGAAGUAUCUUGUCUGGCAUACAGAUAUAUCGUUGACUUUGCACCAAUUCAAUACCGCCUACAUCAAGAAUCUGAAGAAGAAUCUGAAGAAUCUGAAGGAUCUGAGGAAUCUGAGGAAUCUGAAGAAGAAGGUUGGUUGUUUGAAGUGGUUGUAGUUGUUGAAGUGGUUAUUGUUGUCGUUACUGUUGUGGAUAUCGGUAUGUUUCUAAUAUUUGAAUUCUGA